This is a messenger RNA of Colletotrichum godetiae, 828 nucleotides long. RefSeq lists its product as uncharacterized. The transcript has 4 exons. NCBI's taxonomy places the organism in Eukaryota, Fungi, Ascomycota, Sordariomycetes, Glomerellales, Glomerellaceae. The coding region runs from base 1 to 828 and encodes 275 amino acids. The record is from RefSeq and is a predicted model, not a curated record.
AUGCCCCACGCUCCAACUUGGAGGGUCCAAGGCCAAGGAAAGAACUGCACCGUGACAUUUGACCAAGAGAUCUCUCUGUCUACCUACCCUCAAGCUUUGGUUGACAUCCAGUCAGCUGGCUUCUCACAAGUAGUUUUCAUGGUCCAGCAACUUGACGUACCCUUCGGUAUCCUAUUGGGCCAACAGAGAAUAAGAUGGGUAGCCAAGUUUGUUUUUGCUUCUUGCCUUGUGUACCCUGUUCCUCCCUCCUUCCAGGUUGUCAAAUGUCUUGCCUCGUCUCGCCUCACAUCUCUCUGCUCCUUCCUCCUUGAAGUGAUGCUCCAGUCUGCGUGCCUGCUUGUUGUGUCAUUGGAGGCCACUUUAGAUACGUACCAUGCACCGUACAGAGCAGGUACCUGGGGAGGUACUCGGGGGAACGCACGCCCCCCUGGCCCCCUAUGUAUACCCGAAAUCUUUGCAAUCACGACUAUCCAAAGCCGCCGCGCCAGACUUUUGACGGCACUGCCAACAUGGGAUUCUCCAAACUUUUCGAUUUUUUUCAGACCUCCACUUACAUUGCGGCCCCCCGCUGCACUUGAAGGUCUCCCUCUCCUUUCUCCAGCAGGCCUGAUCCCUUCAUCAACGCCAAUGGGCAAGCCGAAAGCCUGUAGCGGCAGCAUGUUUCCUCCUCCCGCAACCAUCUCGAAUGCUUGUGGCGAAAAGAGAUACCUCUCCGGCGCCAACCCCGACAGCACGAGUCAUCGCCCGAACCCUGUGCCUGAGCAGCAGGACCCUUACCCGUCCACAGCAACCAUCUGGGUCCGAUCAAUCGUGGCAACUUUAGUGUAG